This is a messenger RNA of Centropristis striata (black sea bass), 3149 nucleotides long. It is a transcript of the gene acp7, whose product is annotated as acid phosphatase 7, tartrate resistant (putative). Gene Ontology annotation, molecular function: acid phosphatase activity; metal ion binding. The transcript is spliced from 14 exons. Lineage: Eukaryota; Metazoa; Chordata; Actinopteri; Perciformes; Serranidae. Bases 1594 to 2913 code for a protein of 439 amino acids. The record is from RefSeq and is a predicted model, not a curated record.
CCUUAGAGUAAAGUGUGACCAAUAUUAGUAUCAACAAUAAAACACUGAUAAACUAAACUGAUAACUAAACAAUCUCCCUCUAGCUCUUCUUUGCUGGGUUCUUAUCUGAUGCCUAUGAAUGUGGCAAAUUGUCAAAGAAGUGAUGAUCUUAAAGAGGUAAAAUCACAUGAUCUGAUCAACUGAGGAUAUAGGCGAUUUUACUAUAGGUGGCCGGCGUCAUGAGGAGAUGAUUUAGGAAAAAAAACAAUUUUGACAAAAAAUUACUUAGGCGAUUAUUUUAACAGUGUGAUGAUAUAGUAAGUGAAUAGCUGCAACAACAAUAAAACUUUUUUUUUUUUUUUAAACAAUUAUCCUUCCUGUUUGUAUAGAGACAUUUCUUUAAUUGGGGGAAGUUAAUUAUAAUUUAAGACGGUUGUUUAUGAAACAUGUAAAGUGAGAAGGAUUAUAAAAUACAGAGUAAAUGAGGCUGAAGUGUGUCAGUUUUGGGGCUCAAACUGUGGAAUGGACUUAAUGAUGUGUUGAAAUCAUCUAGCUCUCUGUUGGAGUUUGGAAGAACUUUAAAAUGAAAUAUAAUUCAUUAAUAUAAUAUAAAUUGAUUUACAUGCAUGACAAUCAAGGAUUAUGAAUUAGUUUUAGAAUUAUUGUGCUUCAGCCUUUUCCUUUUUUUGGUUUUUAAGUAUGGAGAAAAUUGUGUUAAAUUUGAUUAUCAAGAUUAUAUAGCCAAAAAUAAAGAUCAUUCAUUCAUCAUGCAUUUAUUUAUGCAUGUUAUUUAAACAACAACAAUAAAAAGUUAUUUUCAACACACAAAAUCUUUACAAACCAGUGCACCUUCAAAAAAUUCCUAAAGGACAUUAGCGAGGUUUCCAAGUUUUUUAAACUUGAUUCUUUUGAAGCGAGAAUGACAAUCCACUUGAUUUAACUUAUCCUAAUAUCCAGUACAUGAUCACCAGUUAUGGUAAAGACUUUACAAACCAACUUAACAUGUGGGUUCCCAAGCACUGGCUAGUUUUAGCAUAAGACAACUUCCAAUUUUUGAAAACCAAAUUAGGAGAAAAGGAAAAAGACCAAAGAGAGAAGCAACCAAUGAAAGGGAAGUUACAAGAGAAGGUGUUUGAAGCUUCCUGGAAGUGUAUUUACAUGUUGGUUAGAGAUAGCAAAAUAUAGGGAGAGGAACCAGAGUGCUUCUGGAUGGCACUUACAGUAUAUGCACUGGACACAUGGAGCAAAUUUCAAACACAGCUGUGAUAGUGUUUUGGCUCAACCCUGACCGUGCCUUUACUCUGAUCAGUGAGGCAUAUCAGCUGUUUUCCUUAGUACUGCAUUGAUCUGGGGCAAGCUGUGGCCUGUAGGCUUAAUCUCUGCUGUACUUGAGCUCACUUUGACUUCCCUGAAUGCACAAUGAAAAACAACAUCAGCUGCUUUUAUUGACACAUCAUCUCUUUCCCGUGCUAUUCUCGCUGAGUCUGCCGUUUUGAUUCUGCAGUUUAAUCAUUUGACUCAUGCAGAGGUCCUCAUCGGGGACUGGUGUGUUUGCUGUGUCGCUGCCACUGGCUGCUAUGUAAACGGGCACAGAGGUCAGUCUCCAGUGUUGAAAUGGUGCCUGUUCAUGCUGCCUGUGCUUUGUUGGGCCUUGUGCCCCUGUUGGUGCUUGGUGUUCCUCCCAUUUGGACCCAGCCAGAGCAGGUGCACCUCUCUUACCCAGGAGUGCCAGGCUCUAUGGUGGUGACCUGGACCACCUUCAAUAAGACAGAGAGCAAGGUGGAGUACGGCCUUCUGGGAGGUCGUCUGUUUGACAUGAGCGCCAAAGGUGAAGCUGCUGUGUUUGUGGACUCCGGAGAAGAGAACAGAAAGAUGUUCAUCCACAGAGUCACACUCACAGGCCUCAAAGCUGCUGCGAGUUAUGUCUACCACUGUGGGAGUGAUGAGGGCUGGAGCGAUGUGUUCUCCUUCACUGCUCUGAAUGACAGCACUAGCUUCAGUCCCAGGUUCGCUCUGUAUGGUGAUCUGGGCAAUGAGAACCCUCAGUCUCUCGCUCGGCUGCAGAAGGAGACGCAGCUCGGCAUGUACGAUGUCAUCCUGCACAUUGGGGAUUUUGCCUACGAUAUGCAUGAGGACAACGCCAGAAUCGGAGAUGAGUUCAUGAGGCAGAUCCAGUCCAUAGCCGCCUACGUGCCAUACAUGACUUGUCCAGGCAACCACGAAUCUACAUAUAACUUCUCCAACUACAGGAAUCGCUUCAGCAUGCCAGGCCAGACUGAGAGCCUGUGGUACAGCUGGAACCUGGGGUCAGCGCACAUCAUCUCGCUCUCAACCGAGGUUUAUUUCUAUCUUGAAUUCGGCCAGGAGCUCCUCUUCAGGCAGUACGAGUGGCUGAAGAAAGACCUGGAGGAAGCCAACAAGCCAGAGAACCGAGCAGUGCGUCCAUGGAUCAUCACCAUGGGACACAGGCCCAUGUACUGCUCCGAUGACGACCAGGACGACUGCACCAAGUUCGACUCCUAUGUCCGACUGGGACGGAAUGACACCAAACCGCCAGCUCCCGGUCUAGAGGAUCUGUUUUACCGCUAUGGAGUGGAUGUGGAGUUGUGGGCACACGAGCACACAUAUGAGAGGCUUUGGCCCGUCUACGGUGACAAGGUGUUCAAUGGCAGCAAAGCGCAACCUUAUGUGAACCCAAAAGCUCCGGUACACAUCAUCACAGGCUCAGCUGGCUGCAGGGAGAGGACCGACACGUUUAAUCCAAAUCCCAAAGAGUGGAGCGCUUUCCGCAGCACAGACUACGGCUACACCCGCAUGCAGGUGGUGAACAGCAGCCACCUUUACCUGGAGCAGAUCUCCGAUGAUCAGUAUGGGAAGGUGAUUGACAGCAUAUGGGUGGUGAAGGAAAGGCACGGGUUCUCCGCCUGGUCCUGAAGACUCGUGGCCACGAUUCUAAAAAAACUACUCAGGAAAUGCACUUUGAACUUUAAACAAGCACUUUUUUUGCUGCGUCACACCAAUCAUGAUGACAUUUUUCAUUCCUGUUCAUUCAGCUUUUCAAAUUAAGAUUUGGUUUCAGAUUAAUUAGAAGACCACUUCAUGAUGAUCAUGUACUGUGAAUGUAUAUAAUGUAGCAUACCUUUUUAAUAAAUUCUGCUUAUUUUAAUGGA